Messenger RNA from Drosophila rhopaloa, 868 nucleotides. It is a transcript of the gene Rpp25, whose product is annotated as ribonuclease P protein subunit p25-like protein. The transcript has 5 exons. Bases 120 to 776 code for a protein of 218 amino acids. The record is from RefSeq and is a predicted model, not a curated record. Gene Ontology annotation, cellular component: ribonuclease MRP complex. Gene Ontology annotation, molecular function: RNA binding. Gene Ontology annotation, biological process: tRNA 5'-leader removal. Lineage: Eukaryota; Metazoa; Arthropoda; Insecta; Diptera; Drosophilidae.
GCUGUAAAGCCGGUCCUAUCGAUUGGCACACGUGUGCAGUGUAUUUGUUUUUAUUUAGCUGUGCACAAAUUGUUGGAAUAUAAUUGUUAUUUAUAAAGAUUUUGUCGGUCGGCCUCAAAAUGAUGCACUACCGCAAGGCUGAAAACGUGGAAAAGGAGCUGAGCAAAAGCGAUUUGCCGUUCGAGGACUGCAUGCCAAACAUCCAAAAGGAUAUUCUUUGGAUGCAUGUUAAAGGUGGUACCAAAAUAAGCAACGUGAUUGAGUUCGCUCAGGCGGCUCUAAACAAAGGCGAACACAGAUGCGUAGUGUGGAGCGGAUCUGGUGGUGGAGUGGUCAAGACUAUAUCCUGCGCCGAAGUCCUGAAACGGAGCCACCCCGUCUACCAAGUGACGCGCAUGGCCUACACCAGCGUCGAGGAGCACUGGAAACCACAGAUGGAUGGCCUCGAGGAGAUCAUUGUGAACCGCCAGAUACCCACCUUACACAUCCUCAUGAGCCUGGACGAGCUGCCAGAUAGUAUAGAAGGUUUACAGAAGCCAAAUACAUCAACCGAUUUCUGGGAAGGCGAAGGGGCUAAACCUCGUCAACCCCAACACCGCCAGCAGCAGCAACAUCAGCAGCAGCAACACCAGCAACAGCAACACCAGCAACAGCAACAACCAGGUGCCGGAGGUCGACCAAACAAACGCCACAGGUCCGGACGCAAUAAACCGGGCCAAAAACCCGGGAAAUCUGCCUCAGAAGAGAAUCAACCUACCAGUCAGAGUCAAGGUUGAGAUAAGACGCAUAACUAGCCUUCUAAAAUUGUGAAAAUUCCUUUAUUUGCCAUUUGUAAGGAUAUACAAAUAAAGUCUAAUUUAUCACAAAA